Raphanus sativus (radish) is the source of this 573-nucleotide messenger RNA. RefSeq lists its product as uncharacterized. The transcript has a single exon. The record is from RefSeq and is a predicted model, not a curated record. Bases 94 to 534 code for a protein of 146 amino acids. NCBI's taxonomy places the organism in Eukaryota, Viridiplantae, Streptophyta, Magnoliopsida, Brassicales, Brassicaceae.
AACUAUUUAUAAAUACUAGUUUCUCGUCUCAGGUCUUUUGCCGAUCUCCACUUUCGCUCUGUAACCUAGAUUCGCUCAUCUCAUAUUCUCUCCAUGGAUAGACAAUCCGCCACCCCUUCGAAUGUGAUUAAGGCCACGGCGCAUCUAAACGAAGUGAAAGAUGGUUUGGAGAAAGACAAAAAAAUAUCUGAUGUGAUAGAGAUGUUGAAAGGAUUGGUUGAUCGUUUUGAGAGGAUGGAAGAGAAGGUGGAUUGUCGUCUUCGGGAGAUGGAAGAAAAGGUUGAUAUGUUGAUCUCAUCGGUUGCAAAGGCCGAGGCAGACAACAUGUCUGUGGAUGAAUCAUCUUCUUAUAGUGAUGAAGAGCCUGCCCAGAAAUAUUCUGAAGCAAAUAUCUGGGCUCCUAUAAAAGCGACCACUAGUAAUAUCCCUUCCGGUCCUUUUGUUCGUGGACCUCGUGGUCCUACUAGUCUUAACGUUGGUGGUCGUUUUUCCGGUGGUCGUUGUGGCGGUCUUGGUGAGUGUAGCUUCUGUUGAGAGGAAGAAGAGACCUGGUUCUGUUACUCAGAUGGAAAC